AAGUAAGUCGCGAAGCAUGCUGGGAGACCGAUGGCGAUCGUGAGCGGCUCCUUGGGAUUGAGAGCAGUCCUCCAAACACAGCCCUGUCAACGCGUAAUAUGACAUCGAAUAUUAUUCUAUAUUAUGGCAGAGGAUGAGGUCUCAAUUCAUGGAUCCAAGUUGAGCACUGUUGAAAGAUGUAAGGAGCGAGUGUCACGGCUGUUUGGGGUAACCACCCAUACAUCGUUCAUUGCUUUGAAAGACGAUGGGCCGUGCAAAAUUCGCUUGUGUGCUACGGGUACUCGUCCACAGGAAAGUUUGGAAAAGGCGAAAAUCUACUUGGAGGCAGUACUCGGUGAAAAUCCAACUGUCGUCUGCGACACCUUAAAUUUCUCUCAGCAAGACUUCGACAUGGUGUUAAAAUAUCAUGAAAAGAUUGAGUUUCUUUCACAAGCAUUCGUUGAUGUCCUCCCACAGUGUACUUUAAGAAUACAAGGCAAACAGACAAGUGUCAAAGUAGUAAGAGAUUGCAUCAGUCAAAUUCUUAAAAGAGACAGUGUCUUGCCGGUUCCUUUAGACAGAAAGAAAAUUUCUUCUUUGUCAGUCAGCUGUUUAGACUCUCCUAUCCUUGGGGAUCGCUUGAGUCCAGAGCACUUCACAGACGCCGCUCCCUUGUCGCCAGAAGUGUCUGAUCACCUCCGGUCUGAUGAAGUUGGUACUGAUAACACAGAAUCCAGUCAUUCUUCUCAGAGUGGAAACUACCGCCCCGAUGUAGGCCUCAUUGAGAGGGGCGCAUUUGUUGCAGACAUAGCAAAGUCACCCAUUUUAGUCACGGAAGGUGAAAGUUUUCGGGAGGAUAGUAUCAGUACGAGUUCGCGAAGCAACUCCACCCGAAUCUGAUCUGGACAUGGACAGGUUCAGCUCACCUGAGUACAAGGCCAAACUGGAGAAGGCUGUGAAGCUGGGCUACUCUGAAGAUCAGUUAAUUCAGGCAUUACAGAAACUGGGAUUUGAUGCUGACCAGAACCAAGUUUUGUCUGAGAUGAUCAAGUUGGGAUCGUCAUCGAAAGGCAACCAGGAGGACUCCAGUCGGUUUGAUGAAAAGAUUGACAGCUUUGAAGAUGUAGAAGGGCUCAUAGAGAGGAGGAAAAGAGAUGUGAUCGAUGACAGCAGCAACCUGCGCCACAUCGUCAUCGAUGGCAGCAAUGUUGCCAUGAGCCAUGGGAAGGAAGUGUUUUCUUGCAAUGGUAUUAAGCUUGCUGUGGAUUGGUUCCGACAACGCGGACAUGAGAAGAUCACAGUGUUUGUGCCACAGUGGAGGAAGGAGACUUCACGUCCCGAUGCCCCAAUCACAGAUCAGGACAUUCUGCUGCAGCUGGAGAAGGAUGGUAUCCUCAGCUUCACACCUGCCCGGCGUGUCGGAGGACGACGUGUGGUCUGCUACGAUGAUCGGUACAUUCUGAAGCUGGCGGCAGCGGUUGAUGGGAUAGUUGUCUCCAAUGACAACUACCGUGACCUAGUCAACGAAAAGCCAGAGUUCAAGAAGGUUGUAGAAGAGAGACUACUUUUGUACACCUUUGCAUCAAACAGGUUCAUGCCCCCUGACGAUCCCCUUGGAAGGCAUGGCCCAACUCUCGAUAACUUUCUACGUAAGGAGCCAACUGUGCCGGAGCCCCUGCCCCCUGAAUGUCCGUACGGCAAGAAGUGUACGUAUGGCAGCAAGUGUCGGUACCACCACCCGGAGAGGAAGAAUCAGCCCCACCAACUGGUCACGGACAAGCUCAAGGAACAGGCCAAGCAGAAGAUGCAGGAGUAUGCUUCCAAAGGGGUUGAUGAUAAGAAGAAAUCGAAGGACAUGAUGAAGAAGAUGCCAAGGAAGCAGCCUCUGUCUCGCACUCAGUCCGUGUUUCCAGCAGGACUCUCCGAUGAAUUCAUGGCACCGGCAAGUAUGUCUGGCACCGACCUCUCGGACAUGGCCAAGCCAGACAAGCCAGACUACAAUGACAAGUUAGAUAAGUUACGAAAGAACCUUGAACGAGCUGAGAUGGACCGUAAGGAGAUGGAUCGUAGGGUGUUUGCUGAUGACCGUAUACCAUCUCCGUCAUUCAUAGGGCGGCGAACUCAGAACUAUGAUUUCUCUAGCCUGGGCCAGCAGGACAACCAGUUGAAGGUUCCCCAGUCCCAGCCAAAGGAAGGGCUGGUGAGUGGACACCUCUUUCUUGCGAAAAAGUUAUCAGAUGAAGCGAAGGAUUCCAAAUUCUUCAGUAAGGACGGUGACAAUUCUCCUGAUGAAGUGAGCUCUGCAUCGCCCGCUCACUUCACAUACCCUCCAAGUCCCCAACGGCCCACAUCUCAGUCAUCUGGUCUGGGAGACAGUCCGUACCACCAUCGGGUUUCCCCGCAUCAAAUGCUCCAUCCCCAACAAGAACCUGGUGUCUGUCUGUCCGGCCCCAGUGCACUCAUGAGACAGGAUGGUUCGUCAGUAGGUUCAUUUGAGUUUGAUCAACAGUGCCAGAGUUUCCCUCUCCCACCCACCAGCUUCCUGCCUCAACACCAUCCCAGCAGCGGCGGCAAGAAGGGGCAGAUGAUGUAUUGGGGGUACCCGGAUGACGUGUACUCACAUUCCACCCUGCAUCAUGCUCCAAGUGCACCCAGCCAUUCCGGACAUGCAUCUGUGAGCCGGAAGAUACAGCACCAGAACAGCACUUCGGACCCUCAGUUGCAUAUGGUGGGAGCAGACGGCGAAUUGAAGUAUGACAGUGACAAAGGUAUGCAUCAAGUUUACUCAUCUCCAAUCCAUCAGCAGUACUCACCAUUCCAGCAGCCUCCGCAGCAUCAGACCGGUGAGGCAGGAUAUCCUCAAGGAGCAGGUUACAUGCAUGGCUGGAGGGAAGUGCCUCGGGACAUGAUCCCCCAUCCCAUACAGCGGACGUACUACCCCUCCCCACAGGAUCAGUAUUCUCCUGCUGGUCAGGAGAGGAAGGCCAGCGCAGACUACGGGGUUAGGAACAGACCUGGCAGCAUCCCUCAGUCCCCCAUCCCCAUCAACCCCUACAGCCCCCACUCCAGCAUGUCGCAUCUCCCCUUCCAGCAACAACAACCGCUACAGCAGCAGCAGCAGCAACCCAUGCAGAUGCACUCUCAGAUACCGUUUUCUGCCCAGUCCCCACAGCAUGUUAACACUCCCAUUGAAGUCAGUGACAGCCGAUACCCACUGUACUACCAUCUCUGUGGGUUGUUUCCACAAGCAAAAGUCACUGCGGUGAUGAACCAACACCCUGAGGAGACAGAUCCCAAGAUACUCUGUACAUACAUCAUGAGUCUAGGGGAACGCUUAUACUAAUGGCGCCACAAUACCUGAUAUCUUCCACCAUAUUUGUAUGGAAUCAGUGUCAGGUUCUCACAUUAAAAGGUUCUGUAUUUGACUCAUAACAAUAACACGGUUAGAUGCUUGAGUGUUGUUUUAGAAGAUGCUAUUUGAUGAAGAUAGAGAAUUUUCUGGGUUUCUUCUUUUUAUUUGUUGGUACAACGUUUCAGGGCUUGUUCUGGCCCCAUCAUCACCGGCCCUGAAACGUUGUACCAAAUAAUAAAAAGAAGAUGUUCAAUAACAGGGUUUGAUGGCUGGACCUGAUAGAGCACCUCUAAAACAAGUUGCUGUAAGUAAAUUCAGUUUCAGUUUCCAGAGAUAUGAAACACAAAAUGUAUGUGUUGAAAUAUGCCCUAGGACUAAGGUUUGUGCAUACCAUUAUGCUACUUCAAGUGGUAUCUUUAAGUCAUGUGUAGUUUUGGAUGUUAAUUAAUUGCUUUGAAAAUCGGUUUGAUUUAGCUGUCCUACAACAUCACACUAAUUUUCCACUAUUCUAAAGCUAAUUAUGUUGUUGCAUGGCGGUAUGCUAGUUGCUACGAGCAAACAUGGUGGAUAGGAUUGGGUAUUCUCAUGGUGUAUCAUAUUUACUGCAGUGCUUAGACCAGAUUCCCUUGCUAGUCACAGACUCCUUUUGAGAUAGGCCAGGUUGUAUAUCCACUCCACUUUAUACACCGACAUAUUUUAACCACCGCAACAGAAUCAGAUUAUUAGCAGAUUUAUCCUAUGUGAAAAGCCAAAGAACACUGCCGGUGACAGGCUUAUUUUACCUCUUUAAACAGGAAUACAAGAUUAAGAUGCAGAUUACCUUUCUUUUGUUAAAAUUCUGGAAUGAGAUGCUUUUUCUUAUUACUUUACAUAUUUAUGGGAUACAUUUGUACCAUUUGUAGAUUAUUUAGUACUACAAGUUGAUAUGAUUUGGUAUUACUUCUCAUCUUUCAAACUGUCAGCAUAUAUGAAAAAUUGCUGUACAAGUGGAAUGAAGAAAGGGGAAAAUUAUUACAACUUCUGCAGGAAGAUGUAAUUCUUCGGACUCCUGGAGUGCUUCGUUGACUGUAGUCAAUAUGUAAAACCUAGCUGCUCUCAGAUUUGAACUUACUUGUUUUAUUGCUGAUUAGAGCCAAAUACGAAAGAGUCGUAAACAUGUACCCACAAUUAUCAUAUGUGAUGACUAUCAUCUUCAUUUCUUGUGUCAGUAAUGCAUAAUGUAGUUUGAAUGUCAUUCUGAUUGGGAUUCAAUAUCAUGGUGAGUAGAUCCCGGGGAUUCAUCAUUAACGAAUGCUGAUGCAGCUCACUGGAUAAUGGCGGCUGCAUGGUCAGGUUGAUCGUCAUCGUGGUUGUUCUUCCAUAUUGUAAUAGCAUUUACUGUUCGGAGCUAGUAGCUAGUGAGUGAAGGGGGCCGGCCGCUGCUGCCUCAGCUGCUACGUACCAGUAGCUUUAUAUGAGCUGUAGGUGGCGUGGCAGUAGGUCAUAGGUUACUGUAACUGUACAAGUAGCUAUCUAUCAGUCCAAGCGUUGGUUCACUCACAAAAACGGGCAUUAUUCUGCUACUAGUAUCAUUUCUGAGUUUUUCAACUCGAUCGUCUUUGUGUGAUGUGUUCAUUUAAUUAUUAACGGAUGAAAUGGCAUCACUCUGCAUUUCAAAUUAAUAUUUUCUGUUUUCUUGUGUAUCAGUCAUGCUAUGAUUUUCAAACAGGUGCAUCUGUGUGUGUGUUAUAGAGAUACGAUGUAUUUUGAAUUCUUUUCCCUUUACUAAAAUGUUACCACUUUUAAAUCAGAAAUACCCCAGAAAGAGACCCGGUUUCUUCUCUAUUGACACCAUUUAGUGAAAUAUCAAUUGUUCAGGUUGACAUGUACACAAGAUAAAUGUAUUUAAUGAGUAAAUUUUCAUAAUUUUAUUCAGUAUAUUUUGAAUAUAUGUUUUGGCCAAUCAAGUGAUACAUGAUGAAAGACUGACCCCAAGGUCAACUCCGUGUCACGUCCAGCUGCUAUGGUCAGAUAACUGCUUUUCACACCUUUCUAAAGACCUUAGCUGUAGAAGAGUUAAUAAAUACAGAACCGUAACCUAAAUUUGUGGAUAACCUUGAUUCGUGGAUCGCGGAAAUUAUCAUGCUAGCUGUACAUACAAUGCCACGCCUCACUGACAAAAAAGUUCCAAAUC
This is a messenger RNA of Haliotis rubra (blacklip abalone), 5504 nucleotides long. RefSeq lists its product as uncharacterized. Gene Ontology annotation, molecular function: metal ion binding; mRNA binding; RNA endonuclease activity. Lineage: Eukaryota; Metazoa; Mollusca; Gastropoda; Lepetellida; Haliotidae. The record is from RefSeq and is a predicted model, not a curated record. Gene Ontology annotation, cellular component: cytoplasmic ribonucleoprotein granule; nucleus. Bases 887 to 3322 code for a protein of 811 amino acids. The transcript is spliced from 6 exons.